Molecule: messenger RNA, 2607 nt
Organism: Egretta garzetta (little egret)
Lineage: Eukaryota; Metazoa; Chordata; Aves; Pelecaniformes; Ardeidae
Gene: TATDN1
Product: TatD DNase domain containing 1
Exons: 11
Coding region: 1-816 (271 amino acids)
Cellular component (GO): cytosol
Molecular function (GO): 3'-5'-DNA exonuclease activity
Source: RefSeq, a predicted model, not a curated record
AUGUCUAUAUUUGUUUUCUUCCUAGAUAUUGGUAUUAACCUGACAGAUCCUAUGUUCAGAGGAAUCUACAGGGGAACACAAAAACAUCAAGAUGACUUUUUGGAUGUGGUAGAGAGAGCAGUCAAAGUUGGCGUUAAAAAGUUUUUGAUUACAGGUGGGAGUCUACAAGACAGUAAAGAUGCAUUACAGCUGGCACAGACAAAUGACACGUUUUACAGUACAGUUGGCUGUCAUCCCACCCGCUGUGGAGAAUUUGAGCAGAGUAACCCUGAACAGUAUUUAUCUGAAUUAAAAAAUCUGAUUGAAGAAAAUAAGACAAAGGUAAUAGCAGUUGGAGAAUGUGGCUUAGAUUUUGAUAGAUUAGAAUUUUGCCCAAAGGACAUCCAACUCAAGUAUUUUGAAAAGCAGUUUGAACUGUCAGAACAGACACAUCUGCCCAUGUUUCUCCACUGUAGAAACUCACACGCCGAAUUUUUAGACAUAACAAGAAGGAACCGAGAUAGAUUUGUAGGAGGGGUGGUCCAUUCUUUUGAUGGCACAAAGGAAGAAGCAGCAGCUAUAUUAGAUUUGGAUCUUUAUAUUGGAAUAAAUGGCUGCUCAUUGAAAACAGAAGCCAACUUGGAAACACUGAAAUCAAUUCCUAGUGAGCGACUGAUGAUAGAGACUGAUGCACCUUGGUGUGGAGUGAAAAAUACUCACGCUGGAUCAAAAUACAUUAAAACUACAUUUCCUACAAAAAAGAAGUGGGAAAUAGGGCACUGCUUGAAGGACAGAAAUGAACCCUGCCAUAUAAUACUGACCAUGAACACAUCUUGACCAUGACUGGAAAGCCUGCACCUUCUGAUGACAAAUCCUAUCGCAGCUUCUGUAGUACCUUGGUAUUACAUUUGUGACCUUGCAGUAAACUCCUGUAGCACAGCUUAUGAAUUUCUCUACUAUGUACCACAUCGGUAAGGGCUCUUCCCUAACAGAUGUUGAAUUCAAUGUCAUUUAUCACCAGAUCCACUUCUUUAAACAUUUUUUUUUUUUUCAUUCAGGAAACACGCUGCCUUUGUUUUGGGCUCCUCAAUCAGCUUCUAGUCUAUGCAACUGCUUUCUCACCCAAACCAGUUUGGGAGAGAUUUCGAUCUCUACAACUUGCAUUUGACUGUAAGGUGCUUUCAAGCUCUGUACUAAAACUAAUGAAAUCACGAGUAAUACUCUUCCUACUAUUGGACAGCAUCAGUCUUUUCUGACAACUGUAUUUUAGAUUGUUCCAAAUCCUCCACAGUAAGUGUUUAAAAUGUUUUAAGCCAUGGUAUCUUGAUCAUGGGAAUAAAAAACUUUGCUAAGAACCAGCAUUUCAUUCCACCGGUUGUGUUACCAGCUGCUUGUAUCAAAAAAACCCCCAAAACUAAAAAACCCAAAUCCCAACCUGAAAACCACCCCCAGCCGGGAGGACUGAGUAAGGAGGGAGAGGGCCUACAUGAAUCAGUAGCAAAAGGCAGACUACAGAAGUUAUUAAUGCACCUUGACAGCGUUCCUUGCUGGCAGCACCGGCUGAUGUACAAACAUUCUCCUUAACUAAUCAUUAACCUCAUGACCUUGUGAAGCCGACUGAGGAAAAGCCUCAACUGGUUUUCAGAAAGUGCUGUGUAUCGUAGCUAGGUUCUUCCAUGAAAAGCUGAGUAUCCGUUACAUACAGCGCUUUCUUUAAAAUAAGCUUGACCAUUCCGUUGCCUUUUCAUGCAUACUGCCGUACCCCCCUUGGGGAAAGCGAACGCUGCUGCCAAGUUUGUACCCUUUGUCUUUUCUCAGAAGUCACAGGGAAGGCUCAAACGCUUGUAACAAGCUUAUUAUUUACACAGUUGUGAUCCUUUGAGCCAGAUGAGCUGCCUUUUGCACUAAGCGGGCUGCUCUGAAACACGCCUGUUAUCAAAACCUAUUUUUCUUCCGUGCAGUUGCAGGAACAGGCCCGUAUUUAGGUACCAUAGGUCAUCUUACAGCACCGACAUUUCACAUGCAAGACACAUGCCUAAAAACAGUACCACAGUGAGUCAACAGGAAAGCUAGACCUACUGGUUCCUCUGAAGAGGGGUUAUAACAAAAGGUAAAGGGUUUCUCCACCAGCAGUGGUGGACAAGUCAAGACCCCCCCCUAAAGGAAGCUCAAGAGACCACAGGAGGCAGCUCAGGUCUCUGGAGGGGAGCUGAGUGCUCCUCUCCCCAUCUCCAUUUACCUCACUCAGCCUAUCUGCUGCAAGGAGACUUCCCCCUGCCCUGCAAAGUGUUCACCAAACGGUGAAUCUUUCCCCUCUGCUGGGAAACGCUGCAGCUCCUCCUCCAAGAAGAUCUGUCCUUGUUUCUGUACAUACCGCUGCCCAGCUUCGCUGUUCCUAUCCACGCCACCCCACCACCAACUGCCUGCUGUACAGCCUCGAAACACAGCGUUUAAUCAAGCCACACGCAUUUACUUCUUAAAUCAUUUCUUGUGUUACAAUGAAUCCCUCCCUCAUUUUUUUCCUUUAAUUCCUGCAAUUGUCAGUAUCUUCCUAGUAGCACACCACCUAGGAUUCAACUUCCAUCAUCUGGAACUGCCAAUUUCCCUUCCCGCCCCCCCAGUCCCAGC